Musca domestica (house fly) is the source of this 1167-nucleotide messenger RNA. RefSeq names its product putative gustatory receptor 98a. Lineage: Eukaryota; Metazoa; Arthropoda; Insecta; Diptera; Muscidae. Gene Ontology annotation, biological process: sensory perception of taste. The record is from RefSeq and is a predicted model, not a curated record. The transcript has 4 exons. Gene Ontology annotation, cellular component: membrane. Bases 31 to 1167 code for a protein of 378 amino acids.
AAAAAGACAUUGUGGCCAUUGCGUAUAUUAAUGUACAUUUGUGCAGCUCUACCAUAUGAGAUCAAUGAAUUUCAUACCCCAUCGUGCAGAAUUAUAUGUUGGAGAUUUAUGCAUCAAGUUAUAGUAACAGUAUUUGUCGGAUGGCUUUCUGUGCUGCGUUUCAAUCGUUUUCAAGAUGUACUGUACAAAAAGUCUGAUAUAUUCUCUGUUGGCAUGGACUCUAUGGGCUAUGGCCUUCUAUUACUCAUUCAUUUAAUUGUCUACUGUGAAAAUACCUGGAAAUCACUUUAUUACAUUGAAAUAUUUAAUAAUUUCGAAAUGAUUUUGCAAAAAUUCCAAUUAAAUUUAAAAUUCAAAUUAAACAUAAGUCGUUUACACUUAUACACGAUGGUGUUGUACAGUAUGCUGGCGUUGAACAUUACAAUUACGUUUUUUGUAAUCUAUUUGCGGUACAUAAAAUCCUUGAACGCAAUACGUCUAUUGUUGGCCCAGUAUAGUGAGUUUAUUCUGAAACUAAAACUCACCGAAUAUGCUCUGUUUCUUGUCAUUAUAAUUGUCAUUCAAUUGCAUUUGAACGUUUUCACCAAGCAUUAUGUGAGACAUACAAUACCACGACUGAAGUGUGUACCAGAAGGAAGGGAACAGGAUGAAAUAUUACAUGUUAUUGGAAUACUGCAGGAUAUUCAUUAUUUACUUAUUUCCAAUGUAAAUCACUUGGAACACUAUUUUGCCUGGAGUCUGCCCAUGUUGAUAUUGAAAAUGUUUUCGGAGAUCGUAUUAACCUCGUAUUGGAUAUAUUUUAGUGUGGAUUUUAAAAUAAAUCUUUAUUUUCAAUUGUAUGGCUACUCCGUCAUAGUCUUGCAUAUAAUAAUUGUAUUUGUUAUAAGCUGUUUAUGCUCAAAAUGCGAAAAGUUGGAUACCGAGUUUUCAAAUAUUUUCCACAUGACAAAACACGAAAGAUACAAUCCGUUCUUAAAUGCGCUACUGAAGGAAAUGUCUUUGCAAAUAUUCCAUCAAAAAAUUCGUUUUACCGCAGGUGGUUUUAUUGAUGUGAAUUAUAAACUAUUUGGAAAGUUGAAAACCCCGGUGCGUGAGACCGGCGUCACCAUUAAUCAAAGUCAAAUUAGCGUCACCAUUGGCGGGUUAAGUUUGACAUUCUGUUUCUAA